GGCCGCGGGGACCCCGGGGAGAGCGGGGGGCCGCCGCCCGCCUUCCCGCCUUCCGGGCCGCGGGGCUCCUGGCGCUGGGCCGCGGCCGCUGCUGCCGGGCCGGGGCCUCCCGCCUGAGGGGAGCGGCGGCCGGGAAGCGGAGUGAAGGUGCUGAGCCGGAGAGAGCAGGUUCAUGUUGGGGACAAUUUUUUCAGUAAUUUCAUCCUCGGUUAUAUAUUCAGCAGCAUAUACCGGACAGUGAAAUGUCCACAAAGAAGAAAAGGAAGAUAAAUCAUUCUAGCCAUAAAUCCAAGGAACACAAAGCUAAGUCCCACCCUCCGCGGAAAGUACUUCCACUUGAGGAACCAGAUGUCUCAAGGAUACUGAAGGUAGCAGAAGACAAUCAACUUGAGGACCUUAACGAUUCAUUUGAUCACCCUUUGCACAGUACUGCUGUGGAUGCUUAUGGAGAAGAGUGUUCACAAAACAAGUCACUUGGUCAUGUUUCAUCACAGCAAAGGAAAAAACCAGAAAGAAGGAAAAAAACGCAUCACUCAAAACCAUCUGAUAGUGAUGUUCAGAAAUUCAGCUCAUCUGAUCCUGAAGAUGAACCCCCCAAGGAUAAUGUGAAGGCUCUGAACACUACUCGACUCCAGGCGAAAAAAAAGCGACAACCUUCAGAGGACAGCACAUCCGAUCUUUCUGAGGAUGGCCCAUGUUCUGUACAGCUUUGGUGUCCCAAAGAGCUGAAGAGAUCUUCUAGAGAUAUUACAGAACUGGAUGUUGUUCUGGCUGAAUUUGAGAAGAUAACAGCAAAUUACAAACCAAGCAUAGAAUCUAACAUUUGCAAAAAAGCUAUCAAUGGCUUCUGUUCUGCUUUCAAGGGCCAGAUCGCCGAUCUUAUAGUAGAAGCCCAGCAAUUAAAGGAUAUAAAGAAAAAAAAUGCUAAGGUAGUAAAAGACAUCAGUAAGAAAAGCCAGCAACUGUUGCAACUCAGAGAAGAGCUCAUUAGAGCUGAACCACAACUGAUACAACUAAAAAGAGAGUAUGCUGAGAUGCAGGAAAGGACAUCUGCCUUGAGACAAGCAACUGAAUUUGUUACUGGUUUAAAGGAGCUACAACAAGACUAUUUGGAGUAUAGAGAAGAAAACCCAAAAGAAAAAGAGAUAUAUGGACUUUCCAGCCUCCCUGCUCUUCUGGUGGAGUCGCGGAGAAUUCUAGGAGCAGAAGGACACUUUCAGAAUAUUAAUAGGAAACUGGAAGAGGCUCUGGCUGUACAAAGAGGGAAGUUAUCAGAGAAACAUUAAGUGUUUUUUAAUAGACUUCUUGAUGUUCAUUAGGAACAAGUAUUAGAAAUGUCAGUGCUUAAAGCUUGUUUAAUCAUCGUUGCUCUAUUUUGCUUCAAUGUUUAAAAGAAGUCACUGACUUAAUCAGAGAUUGUAUCUUUCUAUUGUCAAAUAGUUUGUGGGAGAACUUAGUGAAAUUAAUAAAAUUGCAGUUCUA
Falco peregrinus (peregrine falcon) is the source of this 1482-nucleotide messenger RNA. It is a transcript of the gene CENPU, whose product is annotated as centromere protein U. The coding region runs from base 243 to 1286 and encodes 347 amino acids. Gene Ontology annotation, cellular component: nucleus. The transcript is spliced from 12 exons. Lineage: Eukaryota; Metazoa; Chordata; Aves; Falconiformes; Falconidae. The record is from RefSeq and is a predicted model, not a curated record.